AAAUUUAGAUUUAGAAUGCUGAUGAAUUACAAUUUCGGAUAGGCUAAAGUCUUAUUGUAGAUUAAAGUACAAAUCUUAGUGGAUCAAAAUUUUUUGUUUACAUUGAACUUCAUUUUGAAAACUUAUUCUGUAUGUGAUAGUACUUUAAAGUCAGUUUUCAUCGUCGUAGUACUUAGUGGCAUGGUUGAUCGAAUGAUUAUCUAAUUUUGUCUUAAAUACGCAAAGGGAUUUCGACGCGAUUUUCUUUUAAAUAAAUACUUGUUUACUUUUUCAUCAUGAUAAUGAGGGACAUUCUGAAGAUAGUUAUGUUUUUGUGCAUACUUAAACAGUCAUAUUCAGACAAUAUAUUUGACGAAGCUUUCGAGCAAGACUUAGAAAGGUUUGUCGAGAAGACAAUGGAAUGCCGACACAUCCCUGGAUUGACACUAUCUGUUGUUAAAGAUUCAAAAAUUUGGGCUAAGGGUUACGGAACAGCCGACUUCUCGAAUGGACGUAUGGUUGACAACACUACACUAUUCGGUAUUGGUUCGGUUUCCAAAUCAUUUACAAUGGUCCUUCUCGGUAUUCUACUGACAGAAAAGGGAUUAGAUUGGGAUACAAAAGUGCACGAUAUACUCGGAUCAGACUACGAAUUCAUAGAUGAGUAUAGGAGCAAAGAAACAACACUAAGAGACUUGUUGUCACACCGGACGGGACUGGCUCGUCUUGAUAUUGGUUUGUUUUCUGGUUUUUCAAAAAGUUUAUCAAGGGCGCAGCUAAGUAUGAAGAUGAAGUAUUUACCUCAACUAUUGCCUUUUCGAGACAGAUUUCUCUACAAUAACUUCAUGUUUAUGUAUCUCGGACAUAUAGCAGAAAAAUUAGGUGAAGAUACCUGGGAAAAUCUUUUGAAAUCUAAGGUGUUAUUGCCUAUUGGAAUGACAUCGACUCAAGUACUCAAACAACCAGAGGAUGUGUUGAAAGAUAACGUUGCUAAACCAUAUAUAUUCAAUGAUAAUGAAUUUCAAAAUGGCACACUUGAUAUUUACAGUAUUUAUCCGGCCGAGCCUGCCGGUGCAAUUUUAUCGACUGGAGAAGACAUGGCAAAAUAUCUCCGGUUUCACCUAAAAGAUGGAACUACUGAAGAUGGAAAAACACUCCUGAAUCCCAUACUUCUCUUCGAGGCAUACACUGCAACUACCCCUACAGUGGACAAAAGUUUCUUAGAUAGUUACUAUCUUACUCGACCAGAAUUUCCAAUAUCUGAAACACCUCAAGGUUAUGGACAUGCUUGGUUUUCCGCCUCAUACCGAGGAUACCGUAAGAUAUGGCAUAGUGGUGGACUCUUUUCGUAUAUCACGCAAGCAUGGUUUUAUCCCGACAUAAAUGCAGGAGUAUUUGCCAGUGUUAAUGGCCCAGCUUUAGCAGGCUUGCCCGGUUAUGCACUCCGUACAAUUAUGUAUUACAUAACUGACAAGCUAAUCGGUGAGGACCCGUGGCUAAACGAGACAACAACAUGUGAAUUUCCAGACCUUUGGCGUAAUAUAACUACAAAUUCAACAGCACCAGAACCGUUUGGAAAAUUAGAAAAUCCAUCAGAAUAUAUUGGUAUUUACGGGAGUUAUUUCCUUCCUGCGCUGACUAUCUCAACAAAACCUGGUGACGAUUCUUCAUUGCUCAUUCAAAUGAAUAGGCUCGGAGGUGUCCUACAUUCAACGCAAGACAAAGAUAGGUUUUUGAUGGAAAUCACUUCUCCAUGGGAGUACAUGACAGCUUUUAUAGAUGGCAAUAACAAUACAGUGUUUGUCAAUUCAACAUUUAUAAGAAAUAAAGACGGUGAAGUGAGAAGCAUUGAGUUCAAGUAUGAAGUAAAAACUGUGUACACCAAAGAUAUCACAAUCUUUGACGACCAAGUUUCAGGCCAAGCUGCUGUUUUGAAGCUAGAUACAUAUUGCAUCAUUAAGAAGUUUAUUAUUAUGAUAGCUAUUUCAUUUGUGGUUGCCAAGAUUAAUUUAACCUAAAAUUACUUUGAAUAUUAUUCAACUGACUUUGAUACAUGUUAAACAAAAGGAAUUAUUCGAAUUAUUCAGGAAAUUAUAAAGGGAAUUUCUCGAGACAAAACGGAUUUGAAUGAUUUUCUACGGCAACUUAAUUUACAUUUGUUAUGUAAAAUACAUUUAUAUACAUAUUUGAAUCAUUUAGAAUGUAAAAUACAAAUCUACCGAUUUGCAAUUGUAAACGCUCAAUAUCUUGA
Molecule: messenger RNA, 2230 nt
Organism: Ruditapes philippinarum (Manila clam)
Lineage: Eukaryota; Metazoa; Mollusca; Bivalvia; Venerida; Veneridae
Exons: 8
Coding region: 276-1997 (573 amino acids)
Source: RefSeq, a predicted model, not a curated record